CAGCUCUAUUUCAAGAAUCAGGCAUCACCGUAUGUUUUUUUGUCUGUCAUUUCAAGAAAACAUUUUGUAUUAACUGAAAUAUGGCCUCACACGCCGAUUUAAUUGCACAAUUUAUAGAAAUUACCGGCUCUGACGAGAACGUCGCCAGUUUCUAUCUGUCUAGCUGUGAUUGGGACAUCGAGCAAGCAUUGGGAAACUACUGGAGCACCCAGGUUGAUGCACCACCCACUCCCACAAAUGCAGCUCAAACUAACAAUCCUAAAGUAGAUGUGCCGCCACCCGCGGCCACGACAACAUCGACUAAAAGCAAUGCUGGUAGUGGUAGUGAUAAUGCGUCAGGAUCAGGAGGAUCAGCAACAGGGUCAGGGCCACCAAAGCCGUCCAGUACCAAGCCAAAGUUUGCCACACUGAGUGAUAUGUCCAAGCAACCAUCCAGUGAUGAGGAGCACCAGGCCUUCUACGCAGGCGGAUCGGAUCGUUCGGGUCAACAAGUCUUGGGACCAGCAAAACGCAAAAACUUUCGUGAACAACUUACUGACAUGAUGCGUGCCGCCCAGGAACAAAAUAUUGCCGAAGUUGGCGUGGGACCAUCUACAAGUGCCACUGCCGCCGGUGGCGGAGGUGGCCAGGUUUGGGGUCAAGGAAUGCGUUUGGGCAUGACUGAAAACGAUCACACGGCAGUGGGUGCCAAUCGACCCAGUAGCAGCGCCACUGGGGGACAGGAAAAUAAGCCAGUAGUGGUCUUAAAACUAUGGAGUCAAGGUUUCUCCAUUGAUGGCGGCGAGUUGCGUCACUAUGAUGAUCCACAGAAUAAAGAAUUUCUAGAGACUGUAAUGCGUGGUGAAAUUCCCCAAGAACUCUUGGAAAUGGGUCGCAUGGUUAAUGUCGACGUCGAGGAUCAUCGACAUGAGGACUUCAAGCGCCAACCUGUGCCACAAACAUUCAAAGGCUCUGGGCAACAGCUAGGUAGUCCAGUGGCCAAUAUAGUGACAAACAAAGCUCCAUCUCCGGAUGCUCUGACUCCUGCAGAAGCCGCCAAUCAAGAGACUACAGCUCGAAACGCUAUUAACUUAAAUUCGGCAGAGCCAUUGACCACAUUGCAGAUACGUCUAGCGGAUGGUUCUCGUCUGGCAGCUCAAUUUAAUCUAACACACACAGUGUCUGAUAUUCGUCGUUUUAUUCAAACAGCUCGUCCACAGUACUCUGAGAGCCACUUUGUUUUAGUCUCAUCAUUUCCAACACGCGAACUAAGUGACGAUAGUUCAACCAUUGAAAAGGCUGGCCUCAAGAACGCAGCGCUAAUGCAACGUCUUAAAUAAAAUUCCCCCAUAUGUCGAAAUCCAAAUUAAAGGCAAAAACAUGUUCCAUAUUA
Molecule: messenger RNA, 1372 nt
Organism: Drosophila willistoni
Lineage: Eukaryota; Metazoa; Arthropoda; Insecta; Diptera; Drosophilidae
Gene: p47
Product: NSFL1 cofactor p47
Exons: 5
Coding region: 81-1319 (412 amino acids)
Biological process (GO): proteasome-mediated ubiquitin-dependent protein catabolic process; Golgi organization; membrane fusion
Cellular component (GO): nucleus; cytosol
Molecular function (GO): ubiquitin binding
Source: RefSeq, a predicted model, not a curated record